Messenger RNA from Cantharellus anzutake, 1464 nucleotides. RefSeq names its product WD40-repeat-containing domain protein. The transcript has 5 exons. The coding region runs from base 164 to 1420 and encodes 418 amino acids. Gene Ontology annotation, molecular function: protein binding; chromatin binding. The record is from RefSeq and is a predicted model, not a curated record. Lineage: Eukaryota; Fungi; Basidiomycota; Agaricomycetes; Cantharellales; Hydnaceae. Gene Ontology annotation, cellular component: Set1C/COMPASS complex.
CUGCUGAUUUUCCACAAUCGAGAAAUUGUUCGGUCCUCCUCUGUAGUCAGUGCCAUUGACUAGGAUUUGGUCCUGAGGGUUGGGUUGAUAGACGACCAAAUCUCAAGAAAUUUCUCGCCGCACACGUGACCCCCUGAGCGAUCAGAGAGCGCCUCACGUCCAAAUGGCGGAGAAACCUUCGCAGCCUACAUUUCCCUUAAUGGCACCCACAUUUAACAAGUUCAGACCAGCUCGGAUCUUCAAGGACGCGAUCGAGAUGGACACACCCAGUACCUCAUCAUCGUCCAAAUCCCCGUCUGGAGGUUACCCGCGCCAGAUCACUGGAAUGUGUUUUGACGACCACGGUCAUACUCUGAUCACUGCUGGCGAGGAUGAAUCGUUCCGUUUGUAUAGCUGCAAGAGUGGCAAGCACGUGAAGACGCUUUAUUCGAAGAAAUAUGGCAUCGAUCUUCCCAGAUUCACGCACAAGGAAACGACGAUUCUGCAUAUAUCAACGAAAGAAAAUGAUAUUAUUCGUUAUCAUUCCCUGCAUGACAAUAAAUACUUGAGGUAUUUUGAGGGUCACACUCGACGAGUGCUGUCGCUCGAUGUGUCUCCAGUCGAUGAUGGCUUCCUUUCUGGUUCCGAGGAUAAGACAGUGAAAUUAUGGGAUCUUCGCACCUCAAAACCCAGGGUGUGUUCCCCGAAAAGUAUCACUUAUCUCAACUUGAUUCAUUUACAACAGGGAGAACUCAGCUUGCCGGCGUCUGCGAUCGCUGCUUAUGAUGCCAAUGGCAUCAUCUUCGCUGUGGCUUUGAAUGCUUACCAGAGAAUCAACCUUUACGAUACUAAGAAUUUUGACAAAGAGCCAUUUUUGCAUAUCGUUCUCGAAGACGUAUCACUGAAUAAAAUCAGUUUCCCACCUCGAAAGCCAAUAAUGACUAGCUUGGCAUUUAGUGCCAACGGUAAACACCUUCUAGUCGGCACGGCAGGCGAUGCACAUUAUGUGUUGGACGCAUUCGAAGGGACAUUACUUUACAAGCUCGAGGGUUUCAUCGGGCUGGAGAGGGGAAAGUCUGGGAAUCAUGUUGGGAUGGUCCCCGAGAGAGGAAUUAGUGGUGGUGAAGUGUGCUGGACGCCAGAUUCAAAAUAUGUCUGUGGCGGUAGUCAAGAUGGGCGCGUGCACGUGUGGGAUUUGUCGGAGCCUGAAUCCCUGCCUCCACCGGGCCCUCCAGGAACUGAUCCAACAGUUUUGAAGCCUGCGUUCUCGCUGGAAGGACAUCCAGGUCCAAGCCGCUGUGUGAGGUUCAAUCCCAGGUUCAUGAUGAUGGCAACUGCGGGCUCGGAGCUGGCCUUUUGGCUCCCCGAGCAAGGUAGCUCAGAAGGAGAAACAACUAAAACCGAAGCUAAAGUUGAUAAGGGCAAGGCGCCUGAAUCCUAAGGGAGUCUUGCAUAUUUCCUCAACCCUCUGCUGUGUCACCACAU